AUGACGGCAGGGACCGCAGAGACGUCCUCGUCCUCAUCCUUCGACCCAGAGACGUACGAAUCCACCCACGUCCACUCCGUCUACGAGGCCAUCGCCCCGCACUUCUCCUCCACCCGCCACAAGCCCUGGCCCCUCGUCGCUGACUUCCUCGCCUCCCUCCCGCCCGGCUCCGUGGGCCUCGACGUCGGCUGCGGCAACGGCAAGUACCUCGCCGUCAACCCUUCCCUCUGGCUCAUGGGCUCCGAUAGGAGCGCCAACCUCGUCUCCCUCGCCCGGGAAAACGACGGCAGAGGGCGACGACGACAACGUCUCAACGAGGUCACCGUCGCUGACUCCCUCGCCCUACCUUACCGUGCCUCUUCCGCCGACUUCGCCAUCAGCAUCGCCGUUCUCCACCACCUCUCUACCCGCUCCCGUCGUCGAGCCGCCGUCCGCGCCAUUCUCGACUGCCUCCGUCCCGGGUCAGGCGAGGAUGGUCGUAACGGCGAGGGAAAGGCGAUGCUGUACGUAUGGGCCUUGGAGCAAGGAUCUAGCCGGCGAGGGUGGGACGAGGACGCCUCACAGGAUCAGCUUGUACCUUGGGUAACCAAGGCGGGCACCGGGAAGACCCACAAGGAGUCGGACUCUAGGAAGCCAGAAAACGACACCACAUGGCAUCGUUAUUAUCAUCUUUACAGGAAAGGGGAGUUGGAGGAGGACGUGCAAGCCGUGGGCGGUGUGGUGCUGCACAGCGGAUAUGAAAAGGACAACUGGUGGGCGAUAUGCACAAGAGGGCUUGAGAUGUAG
Molecule: messenger RNA, 786 nt
Organism: Sodiomyces alkalinus F11
Lineage: Eukaryota; Fungi; Ascomycota; Sordariomycetes; Glomerellales; Plectosphaerellaceae
Product: S-adenosyl-L-methionine-dependent methyltransferase
Exons: 2
Coding region: 1-786 (261 amino acids)
Biological process (GO): tRNA wobble uridine modification
Cellular component (GO): cytoplasm; nucleus
Molecular function (GO): tRNA binding; S-adenosylmethionine-dependent methyltransferase activity
Source: RefSeq, a predicted model, not a curated record